Molecule: messenger RNA, 396 nt
Organism: Staurois parvus
Lineage: Eukaryota; Metazoa; Chordata; Amphibia; Anura; Ranidae
Source: the annotation of a GenBank genome assembly
CCUCAAUAUCAUGUGAUUCAGGUGUUCCAAUCCCCUCCCAAUCAUGUGAUUCAGGUGUUCCAAUCCCCUCCAUAUCAUGUGAUUCAGGUGUUCCAAUCCCCUCCAUAUCAUGUGAUUCAGGUGUCCCAAUCCCCUCCAUGUCAUGUGAUUCAGGUGUUCCAAUCCCUUCCAUAUCAUGUGAUUCAGGUUUCCCAAUCCCCUCCGUAUCAUGUGAUUCAGGUGUUCCAAUCCCUUUCAUAUCAUGUGAUUCAGGUGUUCCAAUCCCCUCUAUAUCAUGUGAUUCAGGUGUUCCAAUCCCCUCCAUAUCAUGUGAUUCAAGUGUUCCAAUCCCCUGCAUAUCAUGUGAUUCAGGUGUUCCAAUCCCCUGCAUAUCAUGUGAUUCAGGUGCUCCAAUCC